UUCGAAGGAAGAACUAAUAAUUAUUCUUCCUUGAACGGGUUUCCCUUCCGUUGUAUCGGAAAUUAAUAAUCUUUUAUUUAAACCUUCCCGCUUCCUUCUUAAAGGAUUUAACUAAAGAGAAUCCGGCCAAUCAUAUUACAUUUUUAGAGUUGCGUAAUAAAAGGUAACUCGGCUCGUAACAUAAAUUGGGGGCUCGUUACCGGCCUUUAGUGCGGGAAUUUGAAUAAGUGACAGUUUUAUGACCUAAAACUACAAACAUUAUUUGAAAACAAAAAAUUCAAAGUGACAGUUUUAUAACAUAAAAUUAUAAAUUUUAUUUGAAUAAAAACUUUUAUUCAAAGUGAAUAAUAAACUAAAAGUGGAAAAGAAAAUAUAAUCUUUUGAGUUCCUGAAGUUCCUGAAUAAAUAAAUGUUCCUGAUUUCCUGGCGAGCAGUAUAAGUUCCUGAAUAAAUAAAUGUUCCUGAUUUCCUGGCGAGCAGUAUAAGUUCCUGAAUAAAUAAAUGUUGCUGAUUUCCUGAAGAGCAGUAUAAGUUCCUGAGAUCCUGUGUUCCUGAAAGCUGUAACCUGCUGUUCAACUGCUAAUAGUGUUGUGUUGUGCGGUAGUGAAUCCUCAUAGAGGAAUAAAGGGUCAUUUCCGAAAAUUUUAUUGAAAUCUUAUUUAAAUUCAGUGUAGUGAAAUAGAAUAUCUACAAAAGGUUUGUUUAGAUAUUAGCUAUAUGAAUGACUGCUAAAUUGUAAAAGAUUUUUCCUUGAUGAUUAAUUUAUUUCAUUUAAGAUUAAAUUUAAAUAUUAUUCUAAUAUUGAAAUUUGCGAAUGUUUUGAAUAAAUUAAUUGGAAUAAUUAAUUAUUUUGAAUAGUUUUGAAAUUAAUUAUUGGAAUUGUUUUGCUUUAUUUUAAUAAAUUAAAAUGUCUGAAAGUCAACAAGGAAAUAAUCUUCAUCCCCAUAUGGAAGAUAUGGAGGAAGAAUAUGCGAAUGAUGAAAUGAAUGAUGAAUUACAAUACGAUGAUAUUGUAAAUUAUGAAAACCAUUUGAAUACCUAUGAUUACCAACAAUCUCAAGGAUUAAUGAAUCGCAUUAAUCCAAAUGAUCUUUUGCAAAUAGCUGAUAUAGUAGGUCAGCAUUUACAAAAUAAAAGAAAUUUAAAUCCUUCGGAAUCAUCAACGUCAAAAUCGCACCCUCCUUCUAUUGCGGAAAUAAAUUCAGAAAGGUCGGGUCAAUUUAUUAAUAAUAAUAUUUCAUCCUUGAAAAAUUUUGUUGAAUUGAUACCAGAAUUUGAUGGAGAAAAUAUUCCGGUUCAAAAAUUUAUUCAAGAAUGUUCGUAUUUGGUAGAAAAUACAAGUUCUCAAAUGCAACCUUUUCUUUUAAAAUUCGUAUUAAAGAAAAUUACGGGCAAGGCUGCAGAGUUUAUUUUACACUCUCAAGUUGAUACACUUGGAGAACUUUUAGUAGAACUAGAAAAAUCAUUUUCUUUUUCAGAUGAUUAUGGAACGAUUUUAGGUGAAAUCACCAAUUUGCAACAAGGUGAUAACGAAUCGGUAAUCGACUACGCGGCAAAAGCACGUAAAUUACUUUUUAAGCUGUCUCAGCUUUCGCGAAAAGAUAUUUCACAUCAAUAUUUACAAUUAAAAUUAACUGAAAAUGAUAAACUAAUAACAAAAUAUUUUACUCAAGGACUUCUUCCUAAUAUUGAAUUUCGCGUUAACCUACGUCUUCCGAUUAAUCUUCAAGAAGCAAUAACGAUUGCAUUAGAACAAGAAAAAUAUGUUUCCAAUGUACGUAAACGUAGCGCUCCUUCAAACGAAAUAGAAAUAAAUAAUUCUAAUCGCGAAGCAAAAAAAUCGAAAACGGUUAAUAAAAUUGAUAAUAAUCGUAAAAACAAAUAUUGUUUUACUUGCGGGAAAAUUGGACAUAAUUCGCGGAAUUGCCCAGAUCGCGCGGAACCAGAAUCAUCCGACAAUGAUCAAUCAGAAAACAAUGAUGAAGAUGAUAAUAACGAGAAAAACGGUAACGGAAAUUCAUCGAAAAGUAACGAUCCUAAACCGGAAUGCGAUUUUUGUAAACAGAGAGGUCACUCUACUGAAAAUUGCUUUGUAAGAAUAUUAAAAAGUUUAGAAUCAAGAUCCGUAUGCGCGAUUUCAAAUUCUCAAAUUAUAUAAAACGAAAAAUCAAAAUUAAAGGUUACUCCGAUGGCGUCAUCGUUUGAGUAAAUAUAAUCACGAAAUAGAGUAAAUUAAAUUAAUUUUUGUGCUGAUUCGUUGUAGUGUGAUCCUUGUGAAAUGUGUGAGAAAUUCUGCGAGGUAUCACUAAUUACAUAACAUUAAAAUGACGAUAUUUAUCCUAAACCUCUGAACAAGGUGAACUGUACACCUGUUCAUCCACAAAAUUCCUUGGACGAUUUUGAAAGAGUUUACUUAAUUGAGGCAGUUUUUCUAGACAUUCACUGGGGUAACGGUGAUAGCGAAUCAGAAAAAAUUAAACAAAGUCAUUUGUAAUGGACAUUUCCAGACCACAAGCAUGGAGAUUAUCGAGGAUAAUCAAAUUACUUGCGAUGUGAGAUUGAUAAUCUGCGAAAUCGUAAAUUGCGAUAUGAUUAUUAAUAUGAGAUCGUAAGGUGGACUGCAGCCACGAAAUUGUAAAUAGAACCGAAUGGUUUGUGCACCAAUUUCAACCAUGCUGGAUAUUGAGAUCCUUGUAGUGGGGGGAGAGUGAUAGCUGAUCAACUAUACCUUGCUCAGAAAAUUGUAUAACUAUUGUUUCAUUAAUUCUACUUUUCUUACAAUAAAAUUUUUUUGUAAUUAAUCAAUAAAUUUUGACAAUCUGUA
Messenger RNA from Leptopilina boulardi, 2824 nucleotides. RefSeq lists its product as uncharacterized. Gene Ontology annotation, molecular function: zinc ion binding; nucleic acid binding. The coding region runs from base 908 to 2158 and encodes 416 amino acids. NCBI's taxonomy places the organism in Eukaryota, Metazoa, Arthropoda, Insecta, Hymenoptera, Figitidae. The record is from RefSeq and is a predicted model, not a curated record. The transcript has 2 exons.